Equus quagga is the source of this 2421-nucleotide messenger RNA. It is a transcript of the gene MIPEP, whose product is annotated as mitochondrial intermediate peptidase. NCBI's taxonomy places the organism in Eukaryota, Metazoa, Chordata, Mammalia, Perissodactyla, Equidae. The coding region runs from base 120 to 2261 and encodes 713 amino acids. The record is from RefSeq and is a predicted model, not a curated record. Gene Ontology annotation, cellular component: mitochondrion. Gene Ontology annotation, biological process: peptide metabolic process. Gene Ontology annotation, molecular function: metalloendopeptidase activity. The transcript has 19 exons.
CGGGCGUCACGUGUCGCGGCGUGCGCCGCUGCCUUGGAAACGCGGCGCGCGUGCUCCCCGGCGGAGCGGCCGUGCGAGGCCGGGCCUCGUGCCGGGGGAAGGGGCUGCUCCGGACCGCGAUGCUGUGCUCCCGAGGGCUGGGCGGCCUCCGCGCCCGGGCAGCGCCUCUGCGGCCGGGGCGAGCGGGCCUGGGCGGCCUCGGAGCCGGGAUCCGGGCCCGGGGGGUCAGCACCAGCUGGUCCCCGGUGGGCGCCGCCUUCAAUGUCAAGCCCCAGGGCCGCCGCCUGGACCUCUUCGGCGAGCGCCGGGGUCUUUUUGGAGUUCCCGAGCUCAGUUCCCCAGAAGGAUUUCGUAUUGCACAAGAAAAUGCCUUGAGAAAGACGGACUUGCUCGUGGAGCGUGCGCGCUGCACGCCCCCCGGGCCGCAGACCGUGCUCAUCUUUGACGAGCUCUCCGACUCCUUGUGCCGCGUGGCUGACUUGGCUGAUUUUGUGAAAAUUGCUCAUCCUGAGCCAGCAUUCAGAGAGGCGGCGGAAGAAGCUUGUAGAAGCAUUGGCACCGUGGUGGAGAAGUUGAACACAAAUGUGGAAUUGUAUCAAAGUUUGCAAAAAUUACUAGCUGAUGAAAAGCUCAUGGAUUCGCUUGAUCCAGAAACCAGGCGAGUGGCUGAACUGUUUAUGUUUGAUUUUGAAAUCAGUGGAAUCCAUCUAGACAAAGAAAAGCGUAAAAGAGCAGUGGACUUGAAUGUUAAAAUCUUGGAUUUGAGUAGUACAUUUCUCAUGGGAACCAACUUUCCUACCAAGAUUGAGAAGCAUCUUUUACCAGCACACAUUCAUCAUAACUUUGUAUUCACCGGAGAUCAUGUUAUAAUUGAUGGUUUGCAUGCGGAAGCACCAGAUGCCUUGGUGCGAGAAGCUGCUUAUAAAAUCUUUCUUUAUCCCAAUGCCGAUCAGUUGAAAUGUUUGGAAGAACUGCUCAGCAGCAGAGACCUUCUGGCAAAGUUAGUAGGGUAUUCCACAUAUUCCCACAGAGCUCUCCAAGGAACCAUAGCUAAAAAUCCAGAGACUGUCAUGGAGUUCCUUGAGAAACUGUCUGACAAGCUUUCUGAAAGAACUAUAAAAGAUUUUGAGAUGAUACGAGGGAUGAAAAUGAAACUAAAUCCUCAAAAUUCUGAAUUAAUGCCUUGGGAUCCUCCUUACUACAGUGGUGUGAUUCGUGCAGAGAGGUAUAAUAUUGAGCCCAGUUUAUAUUGCCCAUUUUUCUCCCUUGGAGCAUGCAUGGAAGGCCUGAAUAUUUUGUUUAACAAACUGUUAGGGAUUUCGUUAUAUGCAGAGCAGCCUGCAAAAGGAGAGGUGUGGUGUGAAGAUGUUCGGAAACUGGCUGUCGUUCAUGAAUCUGAAGGAUUGCUGGGGUACGUUUACUGUGAUUUUUUUCAGCGAGCAGACAAACCACAUCAGGAUUGCCACUUUACAAUCCGUGGAGGCAGAUUAAAGGAAGAUGGAGACUAUCAACUCCCAGUUGUAGUUCUUAUGCUCAAUCUUCCUCAUUCCUCAAGGAAUUUACCAACUUUAUUAACUCCUGGAAUGAUGGAAAAUCUUUUCCAUGAAAUGGGACAUGCCAUGCAUUCUAUGCUGGGACGUACCCGUUAUCAACACGUCACCGGGACCAGGUGCCCCACUGACUUUGCUGAGGUUCCUUCUAUUCUGAUGGAGUACUUUGCAAAUGAUUAUCGAGUGGUUAACCAGUUUGCCAGGCAUUAUCAAACCGGCCAGUCACUGCCCAAAAAUAUGGUGUCUCGUCUUUGUGAAUCUAAAAAAGUUUGUGCUGCAGCUGAUAUGCAGCUUCAGGUCUUUUAUGCCACUCUGGAUCAAAUCUACCAUGGGAAGCAUCCCCUGAGGAAGUCAACCACUGACAUUCUCAAGGAAACACAGGAGAAGUUUUAUGGCUUACCAUACGUUCCAAAUACCGCCUGGCAGCUGCGGUUCAGCCACCUCGUGGGCUACGGUGCCAAAUACUACUCCUACCUGAUGUCCAGGGCAGUAGCUUCCAUGGUUUGGAAGGAAUGUUUUCUACAGGAUCCUUUUAACAGGGCGGCAGGAGAGCGCUACCGCAGGGAGAUGCUGGCGCACGGCGGGGGCAAGGAGCCCAUGCUCAUGGUUCAAGGUAUGCUUCAGAAGUGUCCUUCUAUUGAUGACUUUGUAAGUGCCCUCGUUUCUGACUUGGAUCUGGACUUCGAAACUUUCCUCAUGGAUUCCGAAUGAUGGAAACACCUCGAAUCUUUUAAAUCAAGGUCAUGUGGAUAUUAACUUUGUUGUAAAUGCAGCUGUGAACACUCGUUCCUGAUUUCAAUAUUCACUUCUGUAAUAACUUCUGAAAAACCUUAAACUGAUGGAACUUGGAAUAAAUAAUUUGUUUUAAUUA